AGGUAAGAUGUCAUCAAUUCGCUUCUUGUGUGCAUACUUCCCGCACCAUCGUUGCGCGAGGUCGUUAUGCAUUGCCAAGUCCACGUCAGUUUCUUUCAGUUUGACGGAUUUUCAAGACGCUCCUCAACACCUAUCUCUAGUCUUUCACCUGGACUUCCUUAAACCAGUGCGGUUUGUAGUGAAAAACGCCCAUGAAAAGAUGCGGUUUCCCUACAUGAAAAUCGCGAUUUACGCUCUAACGUUUUUAACGUACGCAUAUUCCGGGUACGGGUCAAAUGUUAUCGCGAGCCUACGGGACGCAAUCAUAGCUGCAGAGGCGAUUUUCGGAGACGUCUUCCAAAAUGUCAUCACCAUUGCUAAGAAAUUUAAGGUUGUACAUGAGGUCUUCGAUGCAGCCGUGGAGGAGAAUUGCAUAUUCCAGUGUCCUGGGGGCACGCGUCCGGUGCAAAACAAACUUUAUACUCCAUCGGCCGACGGAUGUGGCUCAUUAGGCCUCAAUAUCAACACCGAAUAUCUUCCCUCAGCGGAAAUGGAAGUUUGUUGCAAUAACCACGACAUCUGCUACGACACUUGCAAUUCCGACAAAGAACUCUGCGAUUUAGAUUUCAAGCGAUGUCUCUACAAAAUUUGUGAUAACUACGAAAAAACUGUAGUGGGAGACAUUGCUGUGAAAGGAUGUAAAGGAGCAGCCAAAAUGCUGUUCACAGGCACCUUAACACUAGGAUGUAAAUCGUACCUGGAUUCUCAGAAACGAUCCUGUUAUUGUCCGCCUGGUAAUUCAUAUGAUAAAAAGGAUGAACCAAGAGGGAAGAAUUAUAAGUAUCAGAAGGAGAAUAAGUACCAGAAGGAAAAUAAGAAGCCUCCAAAGUAUGGAUGGAAGGAUCCAAACGAUAUUUAGGUUAGUUUUUCCUAGAGGUUGAAAACGAGAGUGAUUUGUAUUUAUUACAUAGUGGAUAGUAUAAACAAUUGUGCUGACGGGUUUACAGGAUGUAUAACAAUUGAAAGCGUUUUAUUGAAAAUAGACCUUACAAUGGACAUUUUUUGAUCACACUUACAUAGGUUUGGAAAUGUAUAUGUAAAUUUUCUUUCUAGUGAGGAUUUGAUAAAUGAAUAGUAUUUUUUCACUAAAUAUUAUUCAAAUUUAAUGUUUUAAUUCUAUUAAGCAAUGCAAUGAAAUAGCCCUACAUUCACA
Molecule: messenger RNA, 1192 nt
Organism: Hermetia illucens (black soldier fly)
Lineage: Eukaryota; Metazoa; Arthropoda; Insecta; Diptera; Stratiomyidae
Gene: GXIVsPLA2
Exons: 2
Coding region: 8-898 (296 amino acids)
Biological process (GO): arachidonate secretion; lipid catabolic process; phospholipid metabolic process
Cellular component (GO): extracellular region
Molecular function (GO): A2-type glycerophospholipase activity; calcium ion binding
Source: RefSeq, a predicted model, not a curated record